Messenger RNA from Cryptococcus amylolentus CBS 6039, 2251 nucleotides. RefSeq lists its product as hypothetical. Lineage: Eukaryota; Fungi; Basidiomycota; Tremellomycetes; Tremellales; Cryptococcaceae. The transcript is spliced from 7 exons. Gene Ontology annotation, molecular function: sterol binding. Gene Ontology annotation, cellular component: cortical endoplasmic reticulum; cytosol; intracellular membrane-bounded organelle. The coding region runs from base 307 to 1899 and encodes 530 amino acids. The record is from RefSeq and is a predicted model, not a curated record.
GCGGCGGUAUGCAUGCAUCUGAAUUUGUAUCCUCUUUCUCAUCUGCCUCUCUGCCAUCUCCCCCCGCCGCCAUACCCGCACCACACCCGCUGGACAGCCAAAGCAGACGAUAUCCGCCCCCCGCGCCGCCGCCCGAGCUCGAAAUCGCGUACCCACUCGCUCGGUUUUAAACUCGCUUCGUCCACUUUUCCAUUCCUAUCUUGUUCCUCCAUCUGUAUACAUCGCUCUCCACACUGCAGCCAUCGGCAGUACUGCCCCAGACAGCACUACACCGCCCCGCAAAUCAUCGCCACCUAGUACAGCAUAAUGGGACUCCUUAGUGGCAUGGACUCGCUCUCCAUCCGAGGCGGCUCCAAGGGCUCUCGACGCACCUCCAAUGCCUCCGCUGGAUCCCCAGCGGCCAGGGUCGGAAACGAUAACGAGACCCAGAUCGAUGACGGUGAUCCCAACGACACCAGUACUCUUGACCAAGAAGAAGGGAACAUCCUCAUGUCCCUCAUCUCGCAAUUGCGUCCGGGUAUGGAUCUCACCAAAAUCGCCCUCCCUACCUUUGUCCUCGAGCCCAGAAGUCUGCUGGAGAGGAUCACCGACUUUUUCUCCCACCCCGAGCUCAUCUUCGGUGCUGCCAAUGAACCCGAAGCCAAGGAGAGGUUCUUGCGGGUGAUGACGUUUUACCUGAGUGGAUGGCACAUCAAGCCCAAGGGUGUGAAGAAGCCGUACAAUCCGGUUCUUGGGGAGUUCUUCCGGUGCACGUAUGUGUACCCGGACGGAUCCGAGGGGUUCUACAUUGCUGAGCAAGUGUCCCAUCACCCGCCCGUGUCUGCGUUCUUCUACGUCUCCCCAAAGAACGGCCUUUUGGUGACCGGCGAGCUCAAACCCAAGAGUAAAUUCUUGGGUAACAGCGCGGCGACCAUCAUGGAGGGUGAGGAUCGGAUACGCCUACUGGACCGACCCGAGGACGGCGAGUACGCCAUCAGCAUGCCCAACACCUACGCCCGUGGUAUCCUCUUUGGCAAGAUGCUUCUCGAACUCUGUGACCUCUCUACCAUCGCCAACCCUACCACCGACUUCCACGCCGACGUCGACUUCAAGGCCAAGGGCUGGAUUUCGGGCGGGUACAAUGUCAUCAGCGGAAAGGUCAAUGGGCCUGGGAGGGCGGAUUCAGGUGAAGUGGGAGGACACUGGAGUUCGGCGAUUGAGUAUACGGAUAAGAAGAGUAAGGAGAAGAGGGUGCUGUUUGACCCGGCCAAAUCGAAGACUGCGCCGAAACGCGUUUUGCCAGAGUCGGAACAGGAAGAAUUCGAAUCCAGAAGGUUAUGGAGCAAACUCACGGAUGCCAUCCGCGCAGCCGACAUGUACGCUGCUACAGCCGCCAAGGGCGUUGUGGAAGACCACCAACGAGACCUUGCGCGAAAGCGCGAAGCCGCUGGCGAGCAGGUCGAAUCUAGGUUCUUCAAGCACGUUGCCGGAGACAAGUGGAUGCCCAAGCUGGAUGUUGACAACUUGCCCAAGGACAGGACGGAGAUGGAGAGUACUGUGAGAAAGUGGAUUUUCGGAGACAAGAACCCGCUCGACUUUGCGGAGAAUGGAAGUGCAAAGGCGUCUCCCAAGAAGCAGCCUCUGGAUGUUGCUACUGGAGCUGGUGCUGGCGUGGCUUCGUCCGGCGCGAGCUUUGCGGGCUCUACUUCGAGCACUAUCACUCCUCGUACGUUGAAUGGCCCUAUGGUUUGGCGGAAAACUGACUUUACCCAGCUUCCUCUGCCACCGCCCCCGGCCCUCCCGUCGGUCAGCAGUUUGACCACCCCGUCUCCCCAAAGGUUUAAAAAGGUUGAAACGUUUGCCCGAGGAAAUACCUAUCGUCACAUAAUCAAUCCAACAAAUACCUUUUCCCCUCGAUAAAUACACGUGUAUACCCUCUCCCGCAACGAAUACAAUACCAACGACUUUAGAUGCGACUAUUAUCACAUGGUCCGUCUUGGUUAAAGAAAAGGCAAAGAAGGAAAUCAAGACGGUGCACACAAAUGUAGCUUGGAGAGACCUCCGGAGAAGAGGAAGCAGAUGAAGGAUACAUCACCAUACUGUAUACAAAAGGCUUCUUUAUUUUCGCUUUGUUCCGCUAUAUCUAUCCUUACUUUUACGGUAUCUCUACUUAUCUCUGUCUUUCAUCGAAGCUCCGUCUUGCUCUGCAGGGGUGUUUUGUUUCUUUCGGUAUUUCCGUAUCAUGAAUGCAGCACUAUUGACGUAUCAGAUA